AUGUUUCCAAUUGCUAGAAGCUCCGUUCUGCGGGCUGCCCGCUCACAAAUCUAUCCGUCCCGGACCUGCAACCAGCCCUCUCUCUCGGCGCUCGCUCGUCUUCUCUCCACCUUGGCCGUCCUUGAACAGCGGGAUGGAAAGCUCCAACAGUCGUCUCUUUCUGCCGUUGCGGCUGCGCAGAAGUUAGGAGGAUCGGUCACUGCUUUUGUUGCUGGAAAGGAUGUGAAGGGAACUGCCGCGGCUGAGGCGGCGAAGAUUAAGGGCUUGGAGAAGGUCGUUGCUGUGGAUAACGAGGCAUAUGAGAAGGGACUUCCCGAAAACUAUGCUCCUCUGCUCGUCGACAACAUCAAGUCUGGCGGCUUUUCUCAUGUCCUCGCUGCUCACUCCGCCUUUGGAAAGAGUCUUCUGCCUCGCGUAGCUGCUUUGAUGGAUGUGCAGCAGAUCUCGGAUAUCACAAAGAUUGAGAGUGAGGACACAUUCGUCCGCCCCAUCUACGCCGGAAACGCUAUCCUGACUGUCCAGUCGACCGACCCCACUAAGAUCAUCACCGUUCGAGGUACUUCUUUCCAGGGCACCGAGACUGAGGGUGGCUCCGCUGAGAUCGUUGACGGCACCGACCCUAACGCUCCUGCCCUGACCGAAUGGGUUUCCGAGGAGCUCACCAAGUCCGAGCGUCCUGACUUGGGCACCGCAUCCCGCGUCGUCUCCGGUGGCCGUGGUCUGAAGUCGAAGGAGGAGUUUGACCGUAUCAUUGUGCCAUUGGCCGACUCGCUUGGUGCUGCCAUUGGUGCUUCCCGUGCUGCCGUUGACAGUGGAUUCGCCGACAACAGUCUCCAGGUCGGUCAGACAGGAAAGAACGUCGCACCGCAACUGUACCUCUGCGCUGGUGUUUCUGGUGCUAUUCAGCACCUUGCUGGUAUGAAGGACAGCAAGGUCAUUGCUGCUAUUAACAAGGACCCUGAUGCGCCUAUCUUCCAGGUGGCCGAUGUCGGCCUCGUCGGUGACCUCUUCGAGAAGGUCCCUGAGUUGACUGAGAAGCUGAAGAGCCAGGCAUAA
Aspergillus chevalieri is the source of this 1056-nucleotide messenger RNA. It is a transcript of the gene ETF1, whose product is annotated as electron transfer flavoprotein subunit alpha/FixB family protein. NCBI's taxonomy places the organism in Eukaryota, Fungi, Ascomycota, Eurotiomycetes, Eurotiales, Aspergillaceae. Bases 1 to 1056 code for a protein of 351 amino acids. Gene Ontology annotation, molecular function: flavin adenine dinucleotide binding; electron transfer activity. Gene Ontology annotation, cellular component: mitochondrion. The record is from RefSeq and is a predicted model, not a curated record. The transcript is spliced from 3 exons.